Molecule: messenger RNA, 1701 nt
Organism: Brachypodium distachyon (stiff brome)
Lineage: Eukaryota; Viridiplantae; Streptophyta; Magnoliopsida; Poales; Poaceae
Exons: 1
Coding region: 78-1313 (411 amino acids)
Molecular function (GO): protein binding
Source: RefSeq, a predicted model, not a curated record
CCGGCCCGCACCCCAGCCAGCAUCUCGCACAUUCGGAACAAGAGCGUCUUUCCCUUUUUUUUUCCAGUGUAGAAGCCAUGGCCUCCCCGCAACCGCCAGCGCCCCCGCCGGCGGAAUCGCCGCCACCACCCGCUCCGACCACCGUACUCGCUCUCGGAGAAGACCUCCUCCGCGAGAUCUUCGUCCGCCUCCCCUCCCUCCCGAGCCUCGUCCGAGCCGCCUUCACCUGCCACGCCUUCCUCGACGCCGUCCGCUCGUCCCCCGCCUUCCGCCGCCGCUUCCGCGAGGACCACCCGCAACCCCUCCUCGGCUUCUUCUUCGACCCCGACGGACCCGCCAUCCCUUCCUUCGCCCCCCUCCGCCGCCGCGACGAACCCGACCUCGCAGCCGCCAUCUGCGGCGCCGAUUUCUUCCUCACCCGACUCCCCGACGAAGACGACGCCUCCCCCGGGUGGUCCAUCAGCGACUGCCACGACGGAUACGUCCUUUUCUACAACAGCGGCACGGGGCAAUUCGCCGCCUUCAACCCCAUCGCACGGGCCCUGGAUCUCAUCCCCCCGACGCCCGACGAGAUCUUCGACGGCUGCCACGGCCCACCCGCAUACCUCGAUGGCUGCAUCGUCUUCUCCGGCGAGGCCGGCGGGCCGUUCCGCCUGGUCAACACCUGUUACGACGACUCGCGGGCGCGCGCCGCCGUCUUCUCGUCGGAGAGCAGGGAGUGGGAGAUCUUCCCGUGGUCUGAGCCCAUGACGGAGCCUGGGGAGAAAUACUGGCUGAAAGGUGGCACCAUGGUGAAUGGGUCCAUCUAUUGGGUACACACGACUGAUGCCUACAUGCUCGUGCUGGACACCGCGACGCUACAAUUUUCACAGAUGGAUCUGCCGGCAUGCUUGGCAGGGCAGGAUUACCUAUUUAGGGUUGGCGAGGCCAAGGAUGGGAAGCUCUGCAUUGUCUGCCCAAUUGAAUUCAAGCUUCUUGUUUGGGUUUGGAGAUCCGAUGAUGACGGUACCAAGAGAUGGAUGCUAGACAAUAAGUUUCACUUGGAGACAAUUGUUGAUGAAACCGAGGGUUCACUAGAGGAACAUGGUGAACUGCAUAUCGUGGCCACUGUCGACGGAGUCGUGUACUUCACUACCUCUGAGACAUUCAUUGAUCCUCAUUUUCCAAGUUGGUUCCUAUCUCUAUGCCUGGAGACAGCGGAGCUGGACACGGUCUUCCAAAAGAGAUAUGACAGCCAUGUCCAUCCCUACAUCAUGGCAUGGCCGCCUUCUUUGGUGCAGAAUAAGGUUUGCCCUCAACUCGAAGAUGCUUGACAAAUGUUGACAAUGAUCAUAAUUCGUUCUGUUAGCCACCUUGUGGAUCUUUCAAGUAUUGACAGUGAUGAUGAGAAAGAAAAGGCCAUUCUUAUUUUGAGACACGAGCAAAGCGAGCUAUCGACAUUUUGUAGCCUUCAUCAAAUGUUUGCUCGUGUUUUUAUUUUCGUUAGGUGUUUGUUUUCUGAAUCAUCGUGCCCAAGACCAGCAGUAACAGUAAGCCAGUAAUUCUAAGUUCAGCAGUACUCAGGGUUAAUACGCCUACUUAUUUUACUUGUUUAUUCCCUUAACUUUAUACUGUGCCAUUCAUCAAUAGUCAACAGCUCCAUAUGUCUGGUUGCAUUUCUGAACUGGUUCGAAAUUACAUCCCAUUUUCUUAUUUGAGACA